AUGCCCUCCAUCCCUAGCGGUCCUGGAAAGACUGCUCCUAAACUCGUACAAGACUUCCUGCUAUUUGACCCUCUGCGUACUGCGCAGGGCCAAAACUACCUCACAGACUUCAGCCCGACCGUUGGCGACGGCCCACAACUCGCUCCGGUGAUAGGCAGCUGCAAACAUGAGUACAGGACAAAGCAUGAGCAGAGCGUCCUGCCGCCGCUGGAUUUGCGUCCAGAUGGUGGCAGUGAGUAUAAAUGUGCGGUGAUAUGCAAGAAAUGCAGAAUUCACGCAGAUGUGCACAUCCACUUUGCAUCGGCCUCGAACCCAUGUCCCAAUCACGAUUACCCGCUCCAUCACUUCCAGCGAGUACAUGCCGAAGACUACCAAUCGACGAAUAGGCUCUCGUACGUAUGGCAGUGUAGCGGCCCAGCAUGCGGUGCCCAGCUCAGGAUUACCUUCCGAAUGCCGCGAAUCUCGCCGCAGCAGAAAGUUAUGCUCACGGACACGGAGCUCUUGAAGAGGAGGUAUGAAGCGGUCAUGAAGGAAGACACAAAUCGAGACAACGUACGAAGAGCAACACCUGUCGAGUCGUUGACAAGACUGCGGAAGUACAUUAAGGAUUCGCUCGACCCGAAACACACAAGGCGCACAUUUUCUGCAUACAACAAGCGAUUCAUGGAAGCGUUUGGUGUUUAUGGGCGAGACUGCGCGGAUAUCUUGAACGAGCUAGGCUUCAGACACGGGGUAAGAGGUUACAAGAGAGGACAGCGAACCAGGGAAAGGCACUGAUUGCAAUUGCAGGUUGAUGAUGAAGGAUCGGAGAUCUGGACGCUGCCUCAGCCGGGCGUCUUAGACGAUCGGUUACGUGCAGACGGCACACAUCUGCGAGAACUCUUGGAAGACGUGGAAUUGGAGUUGGAAGUAUUGAUGGCGAAGCUCGCCCAUGAGACAGGUGCUGUCAAUCCCGCUGCUGCAGAGGGCGGCUGGACGUCAGCGGAUAAAGACAUCGAGCGGACGCUUGCAGUACAAGGAUGUGAGUUGACCGCGAUUGCUGUUUCUGUUUGCGCGCACUUACCCAAUGUAUUAGAUGCACGUCAUUCCUCGCUGAGACGCGUUGGGGCUUCAAACGAAGAACUUCCGUGCGUAUUCCAGACACCACCACAGUCUUCCAACAUCCGACUAAUACAUCACAACAGAUACUUCUCAGCACUGGGUGCUCUGCCAGAUUUUGCCGACUCGCUAUUGGUAUUCUCUUUCGACCGACAGGUGCUCUGCGAUCCGGAGAAGCGAGCAUAUUACUUCGAGUGUUUGCAAACGAUCACGGACGGUCGCAACACGGAGCAGCUGCAGAUGAAAGUUGCCACUCUGAAUUCCCAGGGAGAAAUCAGUCGCAGAGAUCUAUCGGCAGCCUUCAGGACACUCAACAUCCCCGUAUCGGAACAUCAGGCGAGCGACGAGCGCAUUUUGAACCUCUUUCACGUUCGCAUCUUGGAUCUAGGAAGUCAAGCGGAGGCAGAGGCGCGGCAGGCAUUAUAUAAGAUUGGAGUGGCCCGUAACAGCCAGCAAUUGAUCGGCACAGCGCAACGAGCCAUGGAGACUUACGAAGAAGCACUUGGGUGGCUUGGAAAUGGAGCCGAGAAAACCACAGACGACGAGUUUUUGAUUUCGAUUGCCAGUAUCAAGGUGUGUUUUGUCAUUGAACUACGAGGGAGAUUCAUACGAAAACUAAUCCCGUGCGUAGAAAAACGAAGGCAAAGAGAACGAAGAACUCACGAUGAAGGCAAUCUCUAUCAUCGCCCGAGAGCGCAAAAGCGACAUGCUCAACAACUGGGUCGUUUCGGGAGAGGUUGGCGAAUACCAAAUGUCAGUGGAUGAGGCUCUGCGGCACCUUGGCAUCGAUGGAAAAUUUGAAGAGUGCGACCCAGAGAUUCUCCCACUCCUUUUCGAUACUGCAAGAUCUGACAAGCCUGGAGAAAACACCGAGAAAGCCAUCGCCACCCUCCAGCAGGCCAUGGCAGGCGGCCCUCCGAAACCAUCUCACUCGCUCGAUACCUGGCCUGUGGGACUUAUCAGCCAUGGCAACACAUGCUAUCUCAAUUCUUUACUGCAGUACUACUUCAGCAUGGCGCCAUUCCGAGAGCACAUUCUCAACUACGACGAACACAAGUAUGACAUCGCCAAAUAUGGAGAGAAGAAGCAGCGUGUAGGAUAUGUCUUCGUCGACACUGUCCAGAUCAAAGGCAGCCAUGUAUUCGCAGAAGACCUGAAGCACUUGUUCGAGCGAAUGAUCAAGGAACCGUCGAUCUCAGUCAAGCCAGAACAAGAUCUUGUGUGCCGAGCUUUCCUCGAGCUCAAAGACUAUGCGCUUCUGACGGCCGAUCAGGAUGAGGAAGAGGGUGACGGCGCUUCCCAUCGCGAUGUUGAGGCUGCUGUUGAGCAGAAGAUACCAGACGGUCCCGCCGUUCCUGCGCCUGCAGACGAACAGUCUCGACACCAGUCCGACGCGAGCAGUACUACACUACAGGCCUCUGUUAAUGGUGAAGAUACCGACGUUUCAAUGCAGAGCAACGAACAACGACCUCCGACUCCUCCUGCUAGUCCUGGGACAGAAGCCGCCGAUAAGAAGCAGCAACCAGCGGCUGCACCACCCCUGCCUCCAAGAAAGCGGAAGCAAUCGAGCGCCCGAGAGAAAGCUCUUGCUUUGGCACAGGAAAAAGCACGUCAACAACAAGAUGUGACUGAAGUGCACGACGCGAUCAUGGACCGCCUCCGAUUCGGACUGAUGCCGCUGGGAGAAGAGGAGGGUGGCGAGCAAGAGGACGCACUUCGGAACCUCUUCAGGAUUACAAUCUCCGAGACACGAGUUAAGGGAGAGCUUGACGAGAAGCCGCGAAAUCAGUUUACUACAGCCAUUCAAGUGGAUGUACCAUCGGAGCCAAUGGACAUUUAUUCUGCGCUCGACAGCUUUUUCGACCUGCAGACGUUCGAAAUCGACCCAAAGACUGGGCCAAGAACUGCUUUCAAGAGCAUAGUGUCUCCGCCACCCGUCCUACAGAUCAGCAUACCGCGGAUUGGCUUUGAUAGCGUCAAGGGUGAAUCACACAAGAUAGAGCAGAGCGUCAAGCUGGAAGACGAGCUUUACCUGGACCGUUACAUUGACAACAGUGGAGUGGACAUCCUUCCUAAGCGCAAAGCUUGCUUUGGAUGGCGCAAGCAGCUUCGGACGCUGAAGAAAGAACAGAAAGCCCUUUCCCAGUCUGAAAUGGAGCUAGACGGACCAGCCGCCGUCACUGAGACUGCAAACUACAUCAACAACCUCAAUGGCAUCGAUAGUGAGCUGGAAGAGGUGGGACUGGACGGCUUAGAAGUCGACUCUGAGUUGCCAGGUAUCCUGCAACAGGAUGCCGCUCAACAAGCCGAGCGCCUCGCUGUCUUGGAGAGGGAAAUCGCUCAGCUGGAGACGCAACUUCAGAACCAGUUCACUGAUGCCAAACGAGUCAAAUAUCGACUCGCCUCGGUCUUCUUCCAUCGCGGUACUGUAGGUCAUGGGCAUUACUGGGUUUACAUCCAUGACUUUGAGAAUGUGAGCAUAUAUCUCAGUGCCCUACUCUUGAAUUGUACUAAUCUCUUCGCAGGACAUGUGGCGCAAGUAUAAUGACGACCAAGUCGAGCAAUUCACCGAUAUCAAAGAGAUCCUGGAAGCGCACACAUGGGCCCAUGGUACGCCCAUGUAUGCUGUCUAUGUUCAAGACGACAAGAAGACGGAGAUCAUCAAGCCCGUCUGCCGUGCUCCGGAACAGCUGCCCACGCCGGCGUAUAGCUCCAAUGAACAGGGGAGUAAUGGAUGGGUAGAUGAUGUGGGCAACGAUGUGGACAUGAAGGAUGCGAACGAGAGCGACAUCGCGAAUCCACGUACGACGAUGAAGCAGAGCAGUGGAGUACCUGAAUCCACUGCGGGAUGGGACACGCCGCGCCAUGUUCCUCCGACGGCAUGGUAG
This is a messenger RNA of Lecanosticta acicola, 3986 nucleotides long. Lineage: Eukaryota; Fungi; Ascomycota; Dothideomycetes; Mycosphaerellales; Mycosphaerellaceae. The record is from the annotation of a GenBank genome assembly.